AGAGUAGGAUUUCUUCCACAGACAGGAAAAAUUCCUCAAACAUGCAUUUACAUAGUCUGUAAGAAGUCUGAAGAAGGAAAAGGGCAAGCUGCUUGUGCUUUAAUCCAUGUGGGAAGGCAAAGCAAGGUGGGAGCUAUGUUUCCAGUUGGCUUUUCUCUCUCCCCUGUUGUUUCCUCACUAAGAAGGAAGGAUGACAAACAUCUGGAGGCAGGUGUUGCAUUGCUGCUGCUCCCUGAACCUUGUUGACUUCUCUGGGUACCAGAACAAGAACCUGUUUGGUGGGUCUGAUUUGAAUCUUGGUAAAGGGAGCAGCACACCAGUGUGUAGAGAUGAGCAGACUCAGCAAAUGAAUUAAAGCUUCAGGUAUUGACUGCUGUCAUUCAGACAGCAUCCAAGCUGUGCAUCCAUAGCAACCCUGUGCUAUGGAGCCUGUUUGGGGUUUUGUUGGGUUUGUUUCUGGUGUACUUCCAUCAGCUCAGAACAGCUGUACCUGUGAGACCAACAAGUGGAUGGUGUGUGCCCAGCAUGGACCUGACAACUGCACCUGCACACCGGUAGGUUCAAAUCACAAGUUAGACUGUUCAACACUGACUUCAAGAUGCUUGAUAAUGAAGGCAGAAAUGAUCCUCUGCAAAGAGAAGAGCAUCAGGGCCCAUCUCCAUGGGCUGUUAAGUAAUGAUGGCAUUUACAAUACAGUCUGGAAGGACACUGGAAUCUUCAGCAGGCAGUUCAGUCAUACCAACGCUUGCAGGUGCGUGAACAAUGCUUGAGUGAGAAGAACUAAAAAGGGUGACGAAAACCUCAGUAGUGGUGAACUGAUUAGAACAAACUGGAUCUACAUUGAGCUGAAGCACGACAGGUCCAGUUCCUUUGAUGGUCCUGAUGUAGUGAAUGCCUUGAAACAUCUGUUUGAGAGCCGAUACAAACUGCACCCCAAAUACAUCACAGCCGGUAAUAACAUGCCCCCAGUUAUCCAAAUCCGCCUGAACCAGCAUGAGAAAUCCAGGUGUGAUGUGAAUAUAGCUCAUGUAGUCUAUGACUUUGAAAAAGAUAUAAAAGAUGACUCCAUAUUUCAUUCUAACAGUACAUGAACUGUCUGUGUCAAUGGAGAUGCUCUGGAUGUUGAAAAACUACAGAUUUACUACGUUGAUGAAAAGCCCGAGUUUUGCAUGCAGCAGCUGGGUGCUGGCUUUGGUGGUGCGGUGACAGGGGUGGUGCUGGCUGCUGGCAUGGGCAUCACUGUGCUGGCUCUUCUGAGGUGGCUGAAGACAAGAAAAUAUGAGAAAGGUGAUUAAACAAAUGGCUGAAAUGGGAGCACUGAGCUUACAGCUCUGAAAAGGAAAGGCAACAACAG
Pezoporus occidentalis (night parrot) is the source of this 1354-nucleotide messenger RNA. RefSeq names its product tumor associated calcium signal transducer 2 (gene TACSTD2). Lineage: Eukaryota; Metazoa; Chordata; Aves; Psittaciformes; Psittacidae. The record is from RefSeq and is a predicted model, not a curated record. Gene Ontology annotation, cellular component: membrane.